Molecule: messenger RNA, 1800 nt
Organism: Lineus longissimus
Lineage: Eukaryota; Metazoa; Nemertea; Pilidiophora; Heteronemertea; Lineidae
Product: probable 18S rRNA (guanine-N(7))-methyltransferase
Exons: 11
Coding region: 98-934 (278 amino acids)
Biological process (GO): rRNA (guanine-N7)-methylation
Cellular component (GO): nucleolus
Molecular function (GO): rRNA (guanine) methyltransferase activity
Source: RefSeq, a predicted model, not a curated record
GUGUAUUUUGUACAGCACGUGUGCAUAUGUGGUUUCUCAGCACUUCAUGUAUAAUAUUUUAGUGUAAUAAAAGAUUUGAAUUUGUACAUGAACCAUCAUGGCAAGGCGACCAGAACAUCAGGCUCCUCCUGAAAUUUUUUAUAAUGAGGAAGAAGCAAGGAAGUACACACAAAAUUCUCGCAUGAUAGAAAUUCAACAGCAGCUGUCAUCGAGAGCGUUGGAGUUGUUGGCUCUACCAGAAGAUGUGCCUGGUCUUCUCUUGGAUAUCGGUUGUGGUUCAGGUCUUAGUGGAGAGUGUAUAACCGAACAGGGACAUAUGUGGAUUGGGGUUGAUAUCAGCCCAGCCAUGCUGGACGUUGCAGUUGAAAGGGAAGCAGAAGGUGAUUUGGUGCUAAAUGAUAUGGGAGAUGGAAUGCCUUUCAGGCCUGGAACAUUUGAUGGGGUGGUGAGUAUAUCUGCCUUACAGUGGUUAUGUAAUGCUGAUAAAAAGUACCACAGUCCCCCAAAACGAUUAUACAAGUUCUUCAGUACUUUAUAUGCCUGUAUGUGUCGAGGCAGCCGAGCUGUCUUCCAACUUUAUCCUGAAAACAGUUCACAGUUGGAAUUGAUCACCAAACAGUCAAUGAGAGCAGGUUUUACUGGUGGGCUUGUCGUUGAUUUCCCCAACAGUACAAAAGCUAAAAAGAUGUUUCUUUGUCUUUUUGCGGGAGGUGCCGUACAACAGCUGCCAAAAGGUCUCGGGACGGAAGCUGGACAGAGAACUGAUCAAGUAGCAUACAGUGAUACAAGAGCAAGACUGAAGAAAAUCCGUGGGAAACCACCCAAGAAGAGUCGCGACUGGAUAAUGGAGAAGAAAGAACGAAGGAGAAAACAGGGAAAGGAAACGAAAAAGGAUUCAAAGUUCACUGCAAGGAAACGUCCGACGACCCUUUAGAGUUAACGAGUCAUUUUACUGUACGUGUACAUACUGUAUAUUCUAUGAAAUAAAAAUUUGUCUCGACUAUCAUGGUGCCAAUGUGCUUUUCUGGACAACCACACUUAGCAAACUACAUGGUCUGUAAGGCAGAAGGAGGAAAUCAACAGGUCGACACUGAUACUGUAAAACUGGUCAGGAGGCAUCACAAUCUUCAAGAUUGACAGCUCCUGACUGUUUUACUGUGUGACCUAUUGCUUGCGACUGGACCAUGGAAUCCACAAAUGUCUUUUGAUAGUCAAUCUUCAGUGCAACAAGAAGGAAUACAAUGCAUUGUUGAAGUCUACAGUUGUUUUAUUUUUGGUUAUGAGACCUAUUCACAUACUUGGAUGCUUACAUUUGUACAGAGAUGCAGGUGCAAGGAAAGUAGUUCCAGAGCUGGCGAAGAUCCUGCACAAUGAACAAUGGAUGGUUUAAUGAUGAGUCCUUGAUCUGUGUAAAAAUGGCUUCAAACGAUGACUUGUCACCAAAGCUGGCUUCAUAGCUGACGUGAUUGAUUUCAACCUUGUCACAUCUGGUUGUAUCAAUGUUGCCUCCGCAUCCUGCGAUUCAAAUGUGUAUUUGUAAAGUACUGUCGAUUGACAUAAGACGUACGAAGAUCAAGGUUUCACACCACCUUUCAUUGUCUAUCAGCAGACACUGUCAUAAGCCCACUUGAGGAAAUAUUUACAGGAACACCACUCACAACACAGAAAUGUUUCCUAGGAAUUUACAAACGACCGAUACGGAGACUGGUGAUAUAUACUCAUUAUAUAACAACUCAUAGGACACGUUUUUACAGUUUAUUUGAAGACUGUGACCUGGCUGGACUGAGCGUCUGCUCGGCA